Xenia sp. Carnegie-2017 is the source of this 1177-nucleotide messenger RNA. RefSeq names its product protein O-linked-mannose beta-1,2-N-acetylglucosaminyltransferase 1-like. Gene Ontology annotation, cellular component: Golgi membrane. Lineage: Eukaryota; Metazoa; Cnidaria; Anthozoa; Malacalcyonacea; Xeniidae. Gene Ontology annotation, biological process: protein O-linked glycosylation via N-acetylgalactosamine. Gene Ontology annotation, molecular function: beta-1,3-galactosyl-O-glycosyl-glycoprotein beta-1,3-N-acetylglucosaminyltransferase activity. The record is from RefSeq and is a predicted model, not a curated record. Bases 31 to 540 code for a protein of 169 amino acids. The transcript has 4 exons.
GGAUUAAUAUAUACGCAAUUUUUGCCUUUAAUGGAUACAGAUGAAAGUCUGUACUGUAUAUCGGCGUGGAAUGAUCAGGGUUAUGAUCACACAUGUAAUGAUCCUGCAUUGUUAUAUCGUGUAGAAACAAUGCCUGGUUUAGGCUGGUUGCUCAAACGACGACUUUAUAAAGAAGAACUUGAGCCAAAAUGGCCAACCCCUGAUCUCUUUUGGGAUUGGGAUAUGUGGAUGAGGAUGGACAGCAACAAAAAGGGACGUGAAUGUAUCAUUCCGGAUAUCUCAAGAACCUACCAUUUUGGCGCCAAAGGCCUGAAUAUGAAUGUAUUUUUUCAAGAAUCCUAUUUCAAAAAACAUACGUUGAAUACUGAACCUAACGUUAAGUUUAAUGUUGGAUUGUUGAAAAAAGAAAAUUAUGAGAAGGAGAUUGAACGGCUUGUAGGGUUGGCAGAGCCGUUGGAUCACAGUAAAAUCCUUGCAAGAACGAGAAAGACUUUGUUCCAGAAACAUCUGAUAAAACAUAUAUAUUUUAUAUUGAAAUGAAACAUGCUAACGACUGGACAACAUGGAAUAAUAUAGCGAGAUGUUUACGAAUCUGGGACUUAGAUGCUCGAGGAUUUCAUAAAAGCAUGUGGAGAUUAUGGUUAAAGGGUAAUCACGUGUUAAUUGUUGGAUCACCGGCUUCACCUUACGCCAAACAUAAACCAAUUAACGUAAAACCUAUUUUCAUUCCUAAAAAAUCGGAGACUGCGUGAUCAUCUUUGAUUAGAGAUAUCAUUCGUUUAUCAUGCGGGAUUUAAGCUAAAUGAAUGUGGGAAAUCUUGAAGUUUAAAAACUUUAAUGUAAAUGUGAUUGGAUAAAUUUUCAUCAUGGUUUGAUCAAGGAAAUGAACUCGUUGAACAAGGAAUAUAAGAGGAAAAAGAUAACUUUCAAUUUGUUCAGUUUUACUGUUAAUAAUGUAAUUUUAAGGAUUACAACCACGGAAAAGAAACAAUCGCGCUUUUCCCACAAAACAUUUACCGCAUUUGAAAGUCCUGCUAUCGUUACAUCGCUAAAGAUAAUUAUUUGAAAACGAACUUACCUCUCAUUCUUUCCCUUUGUCCCAUCCUAUUAGGAUUGCUAAAAUGAAUCACUUGCUACCAUUUAGUUCUGUCAAUAAAAUUCUCUCGUUAAAUUAUUA